This is a messenger RNA of Drosophila ananassae, 3425 nucleotides long. RefSeq names its product sodium/potassium-transporting ATPase subunit beta-1-interacting protein (gene NKAIN). Bases 530 to 2452 code for a protein of 640 amino acids. Gene Ontology annotation, biological process: regulation of sodium ion transport. The record is from RefSeq and is a predicted model, not a curated record. The transcript has 7 exons. NCBI's taxonomy places the organism in Eukaryota, Metazoa, Arthropoda, Insecta, Diptera, Drosophilidae.
UUUCAGAGCUACCUGAUUGAAUUUGAGGGAAAAUGCAAGUCGGAGUCUGGUAACACUGUUCUGAUUAUCAACAACCUUUCCCGUACUUGCUCUUGACAUCAGGUUUUGUUCGUUCCUCGCUCCUCCUCAGUGCAGCAGUGCAGCUGCAUUCUUUCUCGCUCCACACCCCGCACCUUUCCUCAGCCCGAGAGCACCUGUUUAUUCUAAAGGAGCAAAAGAGACGAACAGAAGUGCACUUGCCACGCUUGAAUUGGUGAAGCGGCAGCCUGCUCUCCACGCGGAAAUGCCAGUGGAAGGAAAGGCGCAGGCAGGCAGAGAAUCAUAGACUGGAGGAGCCAGCCAGUUCCAGUUGCAGAUCCCAUCCCGUCGAGGCGCCAUGACAUCGCCCUAAAGUGGCCCCCAUAGCAAGAGAUACACACAGUACUUAGAGCAGUACUUUAGCUCCGGAGUCCGGAUAGCUGAAUAGAUAAGGAAGGAGUAGCGGAGGGGGAGAACAUUUGUGCUAACUUCUGAAUGGAAUGACGAUGUGAUGGGCUCGUGCUCGUGUACGCGGCGACACUUUUUGCUGUCAAUAUGCUUCCUGCAAGUGAUAACCAUCAUCGAGCGCCAGGUAUUCGAUUUCCUCGGAUACAUGUGGGCGCCCAUUCUGGUGAACUUUUUCCACAUACUCUUCAUCAUAUUCGGCUUCUACGGCGCGUACCACUUUCGCGUUAAAUACAUCAUCACCUAUCUAAUAUGGAAUUUCCUGUGGAUCGGCUGGAACGCCUUCCUCAUUUGCUUCUACUUGAACGUGGGAGUUUUGGACAGGGACAGCGAUCUGCUUAACCUUGGCACGGGCAGCGUCUCCUGGUUUGAGGCGAACGGGUAUGGCUGCAAGCCCACCUACAACAUGACCGCGGACGAUCCGUUCCGGCCCCCACGCCCGGAGCGCGUAGACGGUUGCUUGCUCGACUAUCCGCUGGUGGAGAUCAUACACUCCGGAGUGCAGGUUGCUUUGGCGCUGUUCGGUAUACUUGGUGCGAUUCUAAUCAGUUGCAUAUUUCUCGACGAGGACGACAGAUUCGAUUUCAUGAACGGCGACGCGAAGAGUCCACAGCACACCGUGGUCCACCCAAUGUACGUGAGCUAUACAAGUAUACCCACAACAUCCGCAAGCGCCACCAUGCAAUCAAACAAGCAUCUGCAACUGCAGCAUCAGCAGCAGCAGCAGCAGCAAAACUCACUGAAAUUCUAUCAUCAUCAGCAACAACAGCAACACCACUUCCACACUACCAGUAGCAACAGCAAGAACAACUACCAGUUGAGCGGCGGCAGCAAUAGCAACAAUAAUACACUCGACAAUAAUCGCCAACCGCCGCUGCCAGACACAACAAAUAACCACAACGCGUCAUUCCCCCCACACCACCACCACACUCGUUUAACCCAAAAUGCGGGAGGAAGUAACAGCAGUCUGCACCGCAAUCGGCCACUCCAACUCCACUCCAAGCCCAAACACCACGUCCCAACGCCCAUGUCCCCGCAGACGACGCCGUCCCUGUCGUACGCCUCGCUUCAGAAUUCCAACUCUCAUCUCGCGGCCAGCUCGCUGAACAACAGCAACUACAGUCUUUUCCAGAGCCCGGACUCAUUCCAGGGCUCCAACUCUCACUUCGCUCGCAUUCACCACAAGCCCAAGCCCCCCAAGUCCGGGGUUUCCACACUGCCGAUGGGAUCUGAGGUGAACAUCAGCUCCCCUGUCCGUCCUCCGUUCGACCGCCUGUCUCGCAACCUCGAAGAGGACGAGGAUAGCUUUUCGCUGCAGCAGUUCGCCCCGGGCGACCAUGGGGUAACCUAUGUGCCAUUCCAGAGUCCCACGCCCAAUGGCCUAUUCGGAGGCGACAACAACAACCAGAGCACUCGGCAAACAUUCCACUCGCCAAACAACAAUGGCUAUCCCUAUGACCAGAACGGACUACCCUCCCCGCUUCGGGUCGCUCGUCGACCCACGCAUAUCCCACUGCCCACAGUCCCGCUGCACUCAUGCCUGGAAGUCGAUGACAACGAAGAUGCCGACUCUGAUAGAAAUCCAUCGCCCCAGCCGGUCUCCCGUCCGCACAUCCUCCACCAGCGCUUGGGCCAGGCCCCAUAUCCCGAUCUCUCGCCCGAGGUGGCGGAGCGGUAUGCUAUGCCCUCCCAGGCUGUGGUCGCCCUUCCUAUGCCCCACGGCUCCCCCAUGGUGCGUCGCAGCAAUCGCCGCCCCCGGCCACCCAUUCCCGUCAAUUUCUGCGACCAGAUUCGUGCUCCUCCGCCGGGUUACGUUGUCCGCGCCCAAAGCGACGACCGCCUAGUUGAGCAGGCACAGCAAGCGUCGGCGUCAACGGGGGUGGACGCUGCCCCUCAUGUUAAUCGCCGAAGCGGCCAAAAGUCCCGUCCGCGCUCCUUCUGCAACUCGAUAGUGGGCGUGCAGGCCUAGAGCUCUACCAUCCGGAACAUAACCACAUCCUACCCAAUCCCAAGACUUAAGUACGUCCUGCAGUCCUCUCUCUCUACCUUUACACUUGUGCUCCAAGCGGGGCAAGACGCGGAUGCCAUUCGCUGUUACUAACUCUAGCAGGAUAACCUGAUUCGCUCAUAUUCGAACAUUUUUGUGUUGUUGUUUCUUUGUUGUGCUAACCUGGCUCCAAAACUGGGGCACUGGGGCCCACCAGGCCCGCAGCUUCGAAGCGUGCGUCUAACGAUUAGGAUGAAGCCUUGCAAACGCUGUCUUUUUUAAUUAACGCGUAUAUAUUAAUUAUUAGGAACGAAUCCACACACACCACACUUUUGAGACUUUCCCCAAAUUGUGAUAGAAGAGAGUGCGUGGAAAGCCUGUACAAUUUUAUGUUGAUCUGUGAUAACUAAAACGAACAUAAACGAAAUAAUCUGAAAUUGAAAUGCGAAAAUGUCACAAUAAGCAUGUAAGAAAUUUGUUGAAAUGCCAGCGAGAGAAAUUUAUAAUUUAGCGCCAAUUGCAACGAGAUGCCUUGAUGAAAGUCGGAAUAUUGAAUAUAGAUACGUAUAUAUAUAGAUAUAUAUAUAUUGAUGUGUUAUCGGGGGAGCGCGCAGCCUCCCCGAACGGCUGCCUUUUGUUUUUAAACGAAAUAUAUACGAUAUAUUAUAUAUGCGAGAUGCAAGUUAGUUGUCAAACACAAACCAAGUUGUCUAUUGAGUUAAGUGCGAGAUUCAUUAUUAUACAAGCGAAGAUUCAAACGUUAAAGUACGAACCUAUUAGAUAUAUAGUUAAGUCUAGUGUUAAGCUUGAAGCCACACAAACCGCGUUAGCAGAUCCAAAUCCUAGACUCUAUUUAAUGUUAGUUAGAACACAUACCAAUUCUGAUCUUUAGCGGACUGGUGCCAACUCCCUAAGAGAUUUAAAGCGUUUCCAAUAAAUGUUCAUUUACACCAAA